AUGGGUGCUCAUGGACUUUUGGAGCCGGACCGAGUGCACAGCCACAGGAUUGGCGACGGCUUUGGCACCAGUGGAGUUGAGUCCAGCUUGGGUCCUUCAAUCUCUUGGUCCAGCUAUUUGAGAGGGGCUCUUGCACACAGCUUAGUUUGGGGCAGUUUGCAAGUUGGUGCCCUCAGUCCAUUCAUCACUUUGGCCUUGUAUCAUCUACAAGGACCUGGCACCGCUGUGUUUUUCCUUUCUAUGGCCGUGCUGAGCGUUUUGGUUCCUUUCAGUCACUCUCCAUCCUUCUGCCGCUUCUACUUGGGAAGCGCAGCAUGCGUGGGUGGAUCUACUGUUUGGGUACCGGAGAAGAUCCUCCAACGUCUUCAAGCUGGAGGAUACUUGGUUUGCUUUCACCCGCAUGGGAUUCUGCCGUUGGGAUUCAGCUUCAACGGGGCCUUGAGGGUUAAAGCUGAAGAGCCAACCCAGUUCCUCCCGGAGUCGUUCAACUUCCCAAAGGACUGCAAUGGUGUACAAGCUCCAGUUCUUUGGCGUGUACCCUUCUUUGCUCCAGCUCUCCGGAUGUGGGAUGCGUGCACACCUGCCACCAAAAGCAAUAUGAAGAAGCUAUUAGCAGCAAAGACGGCUUUUGGAAUUAUUCCGGGUGGAAGCGAGGAUGUAGCAAUCCACGAGCAUGGCAAGGAGAAUGUCUACAUCAAUUCUCGUUAUGGUUUCAUAAAAUAUGCUCUCCAGCAUGGAUACUGUUUGAUCUUGGCCUACACUUUUGGUGAAAACGAUCAAUAUUACAGCCUGUCAUGCCUAAGACCGUUGAAUCUAUGGCUGGUGAAGCGUUUCGGCUUUGUGCUACCACUCUUCUGGGGCAAGAACUUUUGCCCACUGCUGCCCAGAGGUGGCGGUUUGAACACCGUCUAUGGCAGAGUGCCAGCCUCGGCAGAGAACCAUUUGCGGAUUUGCGAUAUUUGCGAGUUUGUCAUUGACCUACCAGUGAUCCAAGAUCCUACAUCGGAAGACCUGGUCAAAUGGCAUGCGAUCUACGUUGAAGAGCUCAAGGCGAUGUUUGAUCAGUACAAAGGUCAAUUCGGAUUUGGUGACAGAGCAGGCUUGGUGGUGGAAUCUACCAGCAAGACGAUGCGCUGUGGGGAUGAGGUCUUCGGUGUGGCAGAAGGCAGCUUGCAGCCGCUUGCCUGGGAAGCAAAAGCUUGUUGCCGAAGGAACACUUGGAUGUGCAUUAGAAUAGGGAGACCCCCAAAGACCCCCUGA
Messenger RNA from Durusdinium trenchii, 1260 nucleotides. Lineage: Eukaryota; Dinophyceae; Suessiales; Symbiodiniaceae. The record is from the annotation of a GenBank genome assembly.